AUGUUCUCUCGUAUCGUCGCUCUUGCUGUCUUGGCUCUGCCCCUCUUCGUCGUCGCAGCUCCCGCGACCAACACGACCGUCACUGGCGGAUCGUGCAACACUGGUUCCGCCCAGUGCUGCAAGUCCGUUCAGGACCCUAGCUCGUCUGUUGUGCAGGAGGCGCUCGGCCUCUUGGACAUCCCCAUCGGUGACGUUACAGCCGGAGUUGGUCUCACCUGCGACCCCAUCACCAUCAUCGGUCUUGGAACUACCCAAUGCGCCAAUCAGCCUGUUUGUUGCAAGGACAACAACUACAAUGGUGUCGUUGCUCUCGGUUGCACUCCCAUCAAUGUGGGACUUUAAACAGGUCACUGCCUUGGGUUCUCGGAAGAUGCUUUGGUAGAUUUAAGUUUUUCGUUACAACCGGGAGAUCUGUGUUUGUUUAGAUGACCUUACAUAUACGUUAUUAUUUUCGUGAAUGCUUC
Guyanagaster necrorhizus is the source of this 464-nucleotide messenger RNA. Its product is annotated as fungal hydrophobin. The coding region runs from base 1 to 342 and encodes 113 amino acids. Lineage: Eukaryota; Fungi; Basidiomycota; Agaricomycetes; Agaricales; Physalacriaceae. Gene Ontology annotation, cellular component: fungal-type cell wall. The transcript is spliced from 4 exons. Gene Ontology annotation, molecular function: structural constituent of cell wall. The record is from RefSeq and is a predicted model, not a curated record.